CAUCUCUAGUCAACUCCAAGUCUUUCUUGUGCUUGGUGGAAGUUUCUUGUAAUAGAUAAUAUCCCAUAAUUUUAGUGUAUAUAAUAUAUAUGAGGUGAUUAUAGGAUUCGGACCAAAACUGCACACAAUAUACAUACAUUUCUAAAAAAUGAAGUUGGGUUUGAUAAUUAGUUCCCUUUUAUAUUUUGUGACAUUGAUGUUAAUGCAAAAUCAAGGAUGUAAGGGAUGCUUAGAGAAAGAGAGAAUAGGGCUGUUGGAGAUCAAGCACUACAUCGUAGAAGGAUAUUCUUACCUUAGCACAAAAGGGUAUUCUUACAAUAUCAAAGAAUUGGAUUCAUGGGUUGAUGAUAGAGAUAGCAAUUGUUGUGUUUGGAAUAGAGUCAAGUGCUUUUCUGGUCAAAUAGUUGAAUUAUCCAUCUAUAGUUUAAUAAAUGAUUUCCCUGAUCCUAUUAUGUUAAAUGUUUCAUUGUUCCGUCCGUUUGAAGAGCUACGCCUCCUCAACUUAUCCUCCAACCAUAUUCAAGGCUGGAUUGGCAACGAAGGUUUUCCAGGACUUAAAAAGUUGGAGACACUAGACCUUUCAACCAACUAUCUAAAUAGUAGCAUCUUGUCAAGUUUGAAUGGAUUAAUGGCUCUAACAACUUUGAACCUCGGUUAUAACAUUUUAGAUGAUAACUUCUUCCCUCAAGGGUUUCCUAGACUUAAAAGAUUGGAGACAUUAGAUCUUUCAGGGAACGAUCUAAAUAGUUGCAUUUUGCCAAGUUUAAAUGGAUUGACUGCUCUAACAACUUUGAACCUCGGUGAUAAUGACAUGGAAAACUUCUCUUCUCAAGGAUUUUUGAGAUCAAAGGAGUUGGAGGUCUUAGACCUUUCCUAUAAUGGGCUGAACUGCAAUAUCAUAACAAGUUUGCAUGGAUUCACAUCAUUAAGGAGUUUGAUUCUGAGAUACAACAACUUCAAUUGUUCUCUCUCCACUUUAGAUUUUGCUAAAUUUAAUCGGCUAGAACUAUUGGACUUGGAUGGUAAUCAAUUGAUUGGUUCACUACAUGUUGAAGAUGUUCAACAUUUGAAAAACUUGAAAAUGUUAACUUUAAGCUAUAAUCAAAUGAACGGCUCAAUUGAAGGACUAUGCAAUUUGAAGGAUUUGGUAGAACUGGAUAUCAGCCAGAACAUGUUUAGUGCUAAAUUUCCUGAGUGUUUAAGCAACUUAACAAACCUCAGAGUUCUUGAACUUAGUAAUAAUCUGUUCAGUGGAAAGUUUCCAUCUUUCAUUAGCAAUCUCACAUCACUGGCAUACUUAUCCUUCUAUGGAAAUUACAUGCAAGGAUCAUUUUCAUUGAGCACUUUGGCUAAUCAUUCCAAUCUUGAGGUUCUAUAUAUUUCAUCAAAAAACAAUAUUGGAGUAGACAUUGAAACUGAAAAAACAAAGUGGUUUCCUAAAUUUCAAUUGAAGUCACUCAUUCUUAGAAAUUGCAACCUAAACAAGGACAAAGGAAGUGUCAUUCCUACUUUUCUUUCUUAUCAAUACAAUUUGAUGUUGGUGGACCUUUCCGGAAACAAAAUAGUUGGCUCAUCCCCAAGUUGGUUGAUACAUAAUCAUAACAUUAAUUAUUUGGAUAUAUCAAACAACAAUUUAAGUGGGUUGCUAACAAAAGAUUUUGAUUUAUUCCUUCCAAGUGCUACACAGUUGAACUUUUCAUGGAAUAGCUUUGAAGGAAAUAUACCUUCAUCAAUUGGUAAGAUAAAAAAACUUUUGCUCUUGGACCUCUCUCAUAAUCAUUUCUCGGGUGAGUUACCAAAACAACUGGCCACAGAUUCUGAUAGUUUACUAUACUUGUCCGUCUCCGACAACUUUCUAAGUGGUAAUAUUCCCAAAUUUUGUAAUUUAGGGAUGAAAAAUUUAUUUCUUAAUAAUAACAACUUUAGUGGAACACUUGAAGAUGUAUUGGGAAACAAUACAGAAUUAGCAUUUCUAUCCAUAUCCAAUAAUUCAUUCUCAGGCACAAUUCCUAGUUCAAUUGGGACGUUUUCUAACAUGGAAGUCCUUAUCAUGUCUGAAAAUCUAUUAGAAGGUGAGAUCCCUAUUGAGUUUUCCAACAUGUUCAGUCUUGAAAUGUUGGAUCUUUCUCAAAACAAGUUAAAUGGAUCAAUCCCACCUUUAAGUAGUUUGACUUCUCUAAAGUUCUUGUAUUUGCAAAAGAAUGAUCUCUCUGGAUCUAUACCAAUUGAACUGUCUGAAAGCUCAAAACUACAACUUCUGGAUUUGAGGGAGAACAAAUUUUCAGGUAAAAUUCCCAAUUGGAUUGAUAAUCUCUCAGAGUUGCGUGUUCUUUUACUAGGAUGGAAUAACUUGGAAGGAGAUAUUCCAAUUCAAUUGUGUCGAUUAAAAAAGAUCAACAUGAUGGACCUAUCGCGGAACAUGUUCAAUGCUUCAAUACCAUCUUGCUUCCAAAAUUUGACAUUUGGUAUAGGACAGUACAAUGAUGGACCUAUUUUUGUAAUCUCAAUAAGUCUGACACAAGAUAUUCCAAAUGGUGCACCUCCUUUAUUUGAAUUAUCUCAUGGCGAACUACACUUGGAAGUGGAGUUCAGAACAAAGCACAAUGAUUACUUUUACAAAGGUAAAGUCCUAGAGAAAAUGACUGGAUUGGAUUUAUCAUGCAACAAGCUAACAGGUACUAUCCCUUCUCAAAUUGGGCACCUGCAACAAGUUUUAGCCUUGAACCUAUCACAUAAUCACUUGUCGGGUCCUAUUCCAAUUACGUUUUCAAAUCUUACCGAAAUAGAGAGCCUUGACUUAUCAUACAAUAACUUGAGUGGUAAGAUACCUUAUGAGCUAACCCAGUUGACCUUUUUAUCAACCUUCAACGUGUCAUACAACAACCUUUCUGGAACACCACCUAGUACAGGACAGUUUGCAACCUUCGUUGAGGACAGCUACAGAGGUAAUCCCGGUCUUUGUGGAUCACUCCUCGACCGAAAGUGUGAAGGUGUCAAGUCUUCACCAUCAUCACAAUCCAAUGACAAUGAAGAAGAGGAAACAAAUGUGGACAUGAUAACAUUUUAUUGGAGUUUCACAGCAUCUUACAUAACAAUAUUGUUGGCCUUCGUAACAGUGUUGUGUAUCAAUGCUCGUUGGCGUAUGGCUUGGUUUUAUUACAUUAGUAAGUUUGCACGUAUUUUUUUUCCAACUUUUCCAUUGUACUGAAGAGUGUACGUAGUACCUGUUGAAACUUUACGUGGAGUCUCAAAUAUUUGGAUAUUGUAAUUUUUAUAUUUAUCGUUAAUUUCAGACAGUUUGAUGCUGGACAUGAUUUUAAGCUCUUUUUAUUUUUUCA
Medicago truncatula (barrel medic) is the source of this 3338-nucleotide messenger RNA. RefSeq names its product receptor-like protein 13. The record is from RefSeq and is a predicted model, not a curated record. The transcript is spliced from 7 exons. The coding region runs from base 149 to 3208 and encodes 1019 amino acids. Gene Ontology annotation, molecular function: protein binding. NCBI's taxonomy places the organism in Eukaryota, Viridiplantae, Streptophyta, Magnoliopsida, Fabales, Fabaceae.